GGCCCGAUUCCCCUUUGUUCGGGUUCGCCAUUUUGCGAGGCAGCGGCAGUGGCGGCGGCAGCGGCGGCUGGAGCCUCUGAUUGGGUUUCGGAGUCCGGUACUGGAGCCAAUCAGCGCGGGCAGCGAACCGGGGGAGCGAGGCACGCGUUUCUAAUAGGAGUGCAUCUUGCAUUCUUCUAGGGAUCUCUGGAGUGAAACUCACCGUGUACAGGAUUUGAACGUGGAGGGACCAUGGAGCAGUAUACAGCGAACAGCAAUAGUUCAACAGAGCAGAUCGUUGUACAGGCUGGACAGAUUCAGCAGCAGCAGCAGGGUGGUGUCACUGCUGUCCAGUUGCAGACUGAGGCCCAGGUGGCAUCCGCCUCAGGCCAGCAAGUCCAGACCCUGCAGGUAGUCCAGGGGCAGCCAUUAAUGGUACAGGUCAGCGGAGGCCAGUUAAUCACAUCGACUGGCCAACCCAUCAUGGUCCAGGCUGUCCCUGGUGGACAAGGUCAAACCAUCAUGCAAGUACCUGUAUCUGGGACACAGGGUUUGCAACAGAUACAGUUGGUCCCUCCAGGACAGAUCCAGAUCCAGGGUGGGCAGGCUGUGCAGGUGCAGGGCCAGCAGGGGCAGACCCAGCAGAUAAUCAUCCAGCAGCCCCAGACGGCGGUCACUGCUGGCCAGACACAGACGCAGCAGCAGAUUGCUGUGCAGGGGCAGCAAGUGGCACAGACCGCCGAAGGGCAGACCAUUGUCUACCAGCCCGUUAAUGCAGACGGUACCAUUCUCCAGCAAGUUACAGUCCCUGUUUCAGGCAUGAUCACCAUCCCAGCAGCCAGUUUGGCAGGAGCACAGAUUGUUCAGACAGGAGCCAACACCAACACCACCAGCAGUGGACAAGGGACUGUCACGGUGACACUGCCAGUGGCAGGCAACGUGGUCAACUCAGGAGGGAUGGUCAUGAUGGUGCCUGGUGCUGGAUCUGUGCCUGCCAUCCAAAGAAUCCCUCUACCUGGGGCAGAGAUGCUCGAAGAAGAGCCUCUCUAUGUGAAUGCCAAACAGUACCACCGCAUACUUAAGAGGAGACAAGCCCGGGCUAAACUAGAGGCAGAAGGGAAAAUUCCAAAGGAGAGAAGGAAAUACCUGCAUGAGUCUCGGCACCGUCAUGCCAUGGCACGAAAGCGUGGUGAAGGUGGACGAUUUUUCUCUCCAAAGGAAAAAGAUAGUCCUCAUAUGCAGGAUCCAAACCAAGCAGAUGAAGAAGCAAUGACACAGAUCAUUCGAGUGUCCUAACCCCAGACCACGUGAUGGAGCUGAUUAAGGUCAUGUUCCUCGCCACUGUUUCCCACUGUUCCAGGAAAUUGAUCAGUUCUUCCGAUGGGACACUGAUGAUCACAUUCUGCCCUUUUCUACAGGACAGAAAACCACUUAAUUUUUAAUAAGUGGCUCAGUAUUAUACUUGCAGCGGUGUCUGGCAGAUGAAGUUGGCAAGCCUUUGUCUCACCCUUUCAGUCGGGACCUAUUUUAGACUGUUGGUGACAUUGACAUUUCAUGGAUUAGGAUGAUACAAGGGACCUCUGCCAGCCCAGCAGUACCACACACAGCACUUAAGUUGACUGGUGAAGCCAGCCAGCCAUCUCAGCAGGGAAGAACAACCUUCUCAACCUAAACUGCAAUCAGGGAAGCUACAGCCCACUCCUUCCCGUGGAUUCUAAAAAUCAUCUAUCCCUCUGAUGAGGGAUCUCAGGCUGAUUGAAGUGAAUAAACACUUAGUAUUCAGAGAUGACUUCCAUCCAAGCAAGGAAGUUCCAUCUCAUGAUAUGGAAACAAUAAAUUCUCUGAGACACAUUCAAUCUAAUCUGUGGUAAUAAUAAGAAUCUCUGAUCAGAUGAUAGGUUGGUAUUUUUGGACUCCAGCCAAGAAAAAGCUAAUUCUGGGGAUAGGAUUUUAAAAGACUCAAACACUAAAUAUAUAAAUUGUUGAAUUGAUUUUAGCUUUGACAAGUUGUGGUCUGCUUGUCUGUCUUUUGAGGUCAUCUGUACCAUAGUUCUUACUAUGGCUACUCCUAAGACAAUUUAGAAGGUAUUGGACCUUGAAACUGCCUUUUAAGUAAAGAACAAAACAAUACAACAAAAAUACAACAGCUUCUGUGGUGAAGUGCUAAGGACAUUUUGUACUAACUCCUACUAAACAGAGCCAAACUAGAGAUUUUCAAUCAUAGGCUUGGUGACAGCAUUUGGGAAAAUGAGGGAUUUGUGUGUGUUUCAGUUUAGAAGAAGAGAGACAGUAGUAUAUAUACCCAUGUGUUGUCAUAUAGCAUGAUUCUCCAGUGGAUGGAUCAUUAAGAUGAAGAGAACAAUUUACAUUUACACUAACCUUUCACUAAGCACGGAAAAGGAGAAGUCUGAGAUUUGGUCCUUGACAAUUUCUGGAAAGCACUGUUCAAUCAAGCUGUCCUGGACACAACUCCAUGUUACCUGCCAGAGCUUGAGGUGCAUGUUGGCUUCACUCCUGCAGCGCUUUGUGCUGGCCACAGGGAGCUAACAUUCUCAUUCUUCCCAUGGCAGCUGACUUUGGUGCCAGUUUCCAUUUCUUUCCCCGUUUCUUCAUAGGCCUUGUGCAGAAAGGUUUUCACAUUGCACCCACAUUUUGCAAAUAACUGCAGACCAGAAAUAGAGGUGCCUGCAGUUUCAGACACUAGGUCACAGUUCCCAGAAUGAGUUGUGCCUCAGAAAUCUAUUUCCUUUCUAGAUGUUGAACCCUGGGAGAAAUAAGAUAUUUCAGAAGAGUUGCUGCCUUCUCUGGAAACAACGAAGGAAAACUUAAUUUUUUUGAAGAACAUUUGGGUUUGACUUAAAUACCAAGAGUAAAGAUUGGCUCUGGCUUUUUAGAAUUUUAUUAAGAAGGAAAAGAUAUUAAAUCCUCUAAAGAAAACAUCACAAAUGGAAAUCAUUGUAAUGGUAUAAAUAGAGGUACAGAACUAUGCAAAGGAAGCAGAAAGUGUGAAGUAUCUUCCUAGUUCCUGGAAUCUAGUCAUCUGUCCUAGCUUCCAGGUAUCGGGAGAGGCUGAUACUGCGUUUGGUAAGCUCACUAGAAUCUUACGGCUCUUUACAUGAGUUUCUGAUACGUGUUCAGUAAGCCCCAAGUUUUUCAGAUGAUAGAUUACUAAAAACCAUGAGGAAUUUAUAUCCCUUGGUUUGUUUAGGAAUCAUUAAGAUGCGCAGAGUUCAGAAAGAAAUUCCUGAGACCUAAUUUCUACUACUAAAGUCAGCAGUUCUAAAAUGCUAUUUAUUUGUGUCUAUAAGUUUGUACAUAGUAAUACCAACCUCAAAUCGUUGCAGAAUUUUUUAUGUUUUCAUGAAUUUAAGUCGUUUGAACUGAAAUGCUUCAGUUAUUUUGUCUUUGCAUUUCAGCUAACUCAUGACCUUUUUAUUGUGGUCAUUUUAGCACACCAUAAUAACCCACAAAGUGUGUGUGGGGGUUGAGAUUUGGAUUUUUUCUUUAUUUGUUAAACUAGAAGUUCUUUUAUUCAUUUGUCCUUGUGACUAGUGAUGAUUUCAUAGAUGCAGAGUGAAUGGAUGAGUGAAUAAUUGGUUUAAUGCAUAGUUAUUUCACUUGAGUGCUGUUUUUGCAGGAUAAUUGUAAAUGUAUAUCUUUUAAUUACACUGGUACCUUGAACAUGUCAGUGUCUGUACCACUGGACCAACAACAGUUUCUGGCUAUUGGGUGCCUGAUAAUAAUGUCUUGAUUUUCCUUUGGGACUCAACUAUAUAGAAGGUUCACCUCCCCCCCCCACCCCCACCCCCAGGAGUAGGGGGAGUACAGGUGAUUGAUUAUUGAUGUCAUUGCAAUUGUUAUUUUUUAAAAUAAAUUUAUAAAAACAAUAAAAAGUGAUUUGUAUUUUGAGGA
Hipposideros armiger (great roundleaf bat) is the source of this 3891-nucleotide messenger RNA. RefSeq names its product nuclear transcription factor Y subunit alpha (gene NFYA). Gene Ontology annotation, biological process: regulation of DNA-templated transcription. Gene Ontology annotation, molecular function: DNA-binding transcription factor activity; DNA binding. Bases 232 to 1275 code for a protein of 347 amino acids. The transcript has 10 exons. Lineage: Eukaryota; Metazoa; Chordata; Mammalia; Chiroptera; Hipposideridae. Gene Ontology annotation, cellular component: CCAAT-binding factor complex. The record is from RefSeq and is a predicted model, not a curated record.